Molecule: messenger RNA, 2148 nt
Organism: Lactuca saligna
Lineage: Eukaryota; Viridiplantae; Streptophyta; Magnoliopsida; Asterales; Asteraceae
Source: the annotation of a GenBank genome assembly
AUGGAAGACAGUUUAGGUUCAGAUUCAGUUCCUUCUGGUCCCAUUGACAAAAACAAGGUUUUCUCCAUUAAGCCAUUAAGAUGUCUUGUUCCAAUUUUCCCAUCACAAGGGGGUUCUGGUCCAUCUUCAACUCAACAAUCUCCAUUUGCAUUCGUUUCUCCAACUGGUCCAUUCCCCCCUGGAGCUGCACAAUUUUUCCCCUUCGUUUCUCCAACUCCAAAUGAUUCUCCUAAUCAGAGACAAACAUCCAGUGUACCUGAUAAUGGUAAAUCCUACGCAAUCCCAUCUCCAGUUCCUCUAAAUUCCUUCAGGACACCCAUCUCAGCACCACCUCCUGACAAUGGUGCCAAAGGCACAACAACAACAACAACAACAAUGACAACAACAGCACCAACAGCAACAAGAAGAAGCUCCAAGAAUGUCAUCCCAUAUGAUGAAGGAUACACUCAAAGCGAUGGAUAUGAAAACGGGUUCACAAUCGAUACAGAAGACAGCGGUGAUGCCAUUAAAAGAAAGCGAAAAAUCCGGAAAACCGUGAAAGGAGCACAAGCAGUAGCUGUAUCUAGUUCUGAAGUCGACAUCGACCCAUUAGUUAAUCAUAUUUUGAAAUCUUUUCGCCUUGUUGAAAUCGAUACAAUUCUUCAAGCUGAUAGUAAUCAUGAAUUAGUCCAACGUGUGGUUUUGGUUUACAAUCUACUAAGGAGAAAAAUCACACAGCUCGAUGAUGCAAAAGGGGUAAUCCCAGGGAUUUCAAGACGGGCAGAUUUACGGUCAGGUACAAUCUUGAUGAACAAAGGUGCCCGGGUGAAUACAAAAAGACGGGUCGGACCCGUACCCGGUGUCGAUAUUGGUGAUGUUUUCUUUUUCAGAAUGGAGCUCUGUUUGGUGGGGUUACAUGCUCCAAUCAUGGCAGGGAUAGAUUACUUAAGUUUUAAAGUCAGUGGUGAUGAAGAACCGAUUGCAGUAAGUAUCGUUUCAGCAGGAGGAUAUGAAGAUGAAGAAGACGAUGGAGAGGUGAUAAUCUACAGUGGUCAAGGUGGUGUUCAAAGAAGCGAUAAAUUACUCAUGGAUCAAAAACUCGAAAGGGGUAAUCUUGCUUUAGAAAAAAGCUUACAUAGAGGUAAUGAAGUAAGAGUUGUUAGAGGUCUUAAAGAUGGAACAAGUGCAACUGGAAAAGUAUAUGUUUAUGAUGGGUUAUACAAAAUCCACGAAUCUUGGAUCGAAAAAGGAAAAUCCGGUUGCAAUGUUUUCAAGUAUAAACUCAUUCGGGUUUCCGGGCAGCCCGAGGGGUUUAUGUUAUGGAAAUCAAUUCAACAAUGGAGAGACGGGGUGACUGCCCGAGUCGGGGUUAUCCUGCCCGAUCUUACUUCCGGUGCGGAAAAUUUACCCAUUUGUUUAGUUAACGAUGUGGAUAGCGAAAAGGGCCCCGCGUAUUUUACGUAUCUGCCCUCUUUGAAAUACGCGAAACCAUACGGAACUUCAAAAUCUUUAAGCUGUAGAUGCUCAAACGGAUGUCAACCCGCGUCUCCUUGCCCUUGUGUGGAAAAAAACAACGGGUAUCUUCCGUAUUCAUCAACGGGUAUUUUAUUAAGUCAUAACUUAAUUGUUCAUGAAUGUGGGCCUUCGUGUUUAUGUCCUCCAAGUUGUAGAAACCGGGUGUCACAAACGGGGUUGAAACUCCGUUUAGAGGUUUUCAGGACAAAAAAUAAAGGUUGGGGACUUAGGUCGUGGGACCCGAUACGGGCUGGAGCUUUUAUUUGUGAGUAUGCGGGAGAAGUGAUUAAUGAAAGUGGGAUUGAUAGUGAUGAUAAUUAUGUAUUUGAUGCGGGUCGGGUUUUUGACCCGUUGGAGCUUGUGCCUACUGAUGAGCCUGUUAAGAUUCCGUUUCCGUUGGUUGUUAGUGCGAAAAAUAAGGGGAAUGUGGGUCGGUUUAUGAACCAUAGUUGUUCGCCUAAUGUUUAUUGGCAACCGAUUAUGAGGGAAAAUGAAGAGGAGUCGUAUUUACAUGUUGGGUUAUAUGCGAUUAAGCAUAUUGGACCUUUGCAGGAGUUAACGUUUAAUUAUGGGGUCCCACGGGUUGAGAAAAAAGGGAUUGUGAAAAAAAAGUGUUUGUGUGGAUCUUCGAACUGCAAAGGCUUUUUUUACUAG